AUGCUUCUGGUGUUUGCUAAAGCGAGUCGACGAUAUUACUCACACCUUCCAGAAAAGGUAUCAACACUAGCAAAAUUCAAUUUUCCAUUGGCUACAAAUAGCAUAAAGUCUGUUACUGACAAUAUCAAUGAUUUCAUAAACAAGAAGCAGAAAGUUACACUCAAUGGACAUAUACACCGAAAGGCUAGGAUACGGCCUACUUUAAGUUUUGGAUUCUUACGUGACUGUAAUGGCGAAACUGUUCAAUUCAUCGCUAAUGAUUCAACUAAGGACAAGAUCAUGGACACAAUGAAAAGCCUCACUGUUGAAGAGUCUGUCAGUAUAACUGGAUAUGUACAACCAAAGCAAUCGAAAGAAGGAGAAUCAAAAAGCUGGGAAUUGGUUUUGGAGGAUAUUCAGGUUUUGAAUCUGUCAAAUAUAGACGCGCCAAGACUCGAAAAGCUUAAGCAAACUAGACCAGAAGACUUGCCUCCUCAAUUUAGAUACUUGCAAUUACGCACUGCAUUCUAUCAAAAUGCUUUACGAGUGAGGAGUAAAAUUGCUCAGUCGGUUCGGAAGGUACUUGUGGAUGAUCAUGACUUUGUUGAAAUUGAAACACCAUUAUUAUUCAAAUCAACUCCAGAAGGGGCACGAGAAUUCGUAGUCCCUACAAGACAACCCAACCAAUUUUAUGCAUUACCUCAGUCUCCUCAACAAUAUAAACAGAUUUUGAUGAGUUCUGGUUUUACAAAGUACUUUCAGAUUGCAAAAUGCUUUAGGGAUGAGGAUUUAAGAUCAGAUAGACAACCUGAAUUUACUCAAAUAGAUUUGGAAAUGAGUUUCGUAAAUAGCUCUGACCAGGUUAUGAAGGUUGUUGAAGAUGUUGUCUUGAGUAUUUGGGAGAAAGUUAAGCAAACCAAUGUAUACACCUUAAAUGGGAGUGAUGAGUUGAUCAGAAUCAAUGCUGGGAUCGAGGGGGUACAAUUGUCAAAAUUGAAUUAUUUGACAGCUUUGCAAAAAUAUGGUAUUGACAAACCAGAUUUAAGGUCCAAUCUCUCCUUCAUUAGCCUCGAAGAGUAUUUUGUUUCAAUCGAGAAUCUUGAUUUUCCUGUUGUUGAAACGUGUGUUUUGAAAAGUGCUUUUGACCCCACUAUCAAAACCUCAAAACCGCCAAAGUCGCUCACGAGUGAGUUGAAUUAUUCGCGAAGAAGGCCGUAUAUAUUUAUGAUCAAAUCUGAAGAUGAUGCCCAAAGUUGGUGUGAAUUGCUUUUACAAAAAGGUUUUAUGAAAUGGAACGAUAAGGUGGAUAAAGAAAAAUUACGAAAAACUCUCAACUUACAACCAGGCGAUAUCUUGGCAGUUUCAAAUAGGGCUCAUCUUCCUUAUGAAAAUCCAACUCCAUUGGGAAAAUUUAGACAAUUGGCCAUAGCUGAAUUUUCAGGAAAAUGGCAACGACCAAUUAGAAGCGAAAACGGUUUGAUUGAUACUUACGAUUUCGAUAAAACAAUUGUUGGCUCAUGGGUCGUUGACUUUCCGUUGUUCAACCCAGCAGAAACUUCUGAUGAUAUCAAUGUGCCAUAUCCCAAAUACGACAGGAGCAAGCUAGAGUCAACGCAUCAUCCAUUCACGAUGUGCAAAUCGGAUGAUUAUGACUUGUUGGAGACAGAGCCUUUGAAAGUACGAGGUGAGCAUUACGAUUUGGUAAUUAAUGGUGUUGAAGUUGGUGGUGGAUCAAGAAGAAUCCAUGAUUCGGUAUUGCAACAAUACAUUUUCGAAGAUGUUUUAAAAGUCAAUAACUAUCAAUCGUUAUUUGGGCAUUUGUUGAAAGCUUUAAGUAUGGGAUGUCCACCGCAUGCUGGUUUGGCUUUGGGAUUCGAUAGAUUAUGUGCUAUGGUAGUCGGUACUUCAAGUAUAAAGGAUGUGAUUGCAUUCCCAAAAAAUCAAUCCGGAUCCGAUCGUGUUGUUGAGAGUCCUACUGCUGUAGAUGAAAAAGUAUUGAAUGAGUAUUUCAUUACUACUAAAGUUCUGUAA
Molecule: messenger RNA, 2010 nt
Organism: Lodderomyces parapsilosis
Lineage: Eukaryota; Fungi; Ascomycota; Pichiomycetes; Serinales; Debaryomycetaceae
Product: aspartate--tRNA ligase
Exons: 1
Coding region: 1-2010 (669 amino acids)
Biological process (GO): aspartyl-tRNA aminoacylation
Cellular component (GO): mitochondrion; cytoplasm
Molecular function (GO): ATP binding; aspartate-tRNA ligase activity
Source: RefSeq, a predicted model, not a curated record